Molecule: messenger RNA, 1106 nt
Organism: Arvicanthis niloticus (Nile rat)
Lineage: Eukaryota; Metazoa; Chordata; Mammalia; Rodentia; Muridae
Gene: Prr13
Product: proline rich 13
Source: RefSeq, a predicted model, not a curated record
AUCAGGAAGUGCGAACCCAGAUUGGAAGGAGGCCUGGACCCGGACCGGCGAUCUUGGGAAGGCGUGAGCUAACGUCUGGACAUGUGGAAUCCUAACGCUGGGCCAAAUCCAUUUCCACCCCAAGCUGUGUGCCCAGGAGGUUCCAAUCCUGCCUGUCCACCACCUCUCAAUCCCGCCUUUCCCCCUGGCCCCUGUCCUCCCGGAAUUCCCCAGGGAAACCCAGCCUUCCCUCCAUGUCGCCCCCCUUACCCUGUACCACAACCAGGGUGUCCAGGAUACCAACCCUCAGGUCCCUACCCUCCCCCAUACCCGCCAACCGCUCCUGGCAUGUGCCCUGUGAAUCCUCCGGCUCCUGGCAUGUUAGGCCCAGGAAUGGUGAUAGACAAGAAGGCGAAGAAGAAAAUGAAGAAAGCUCAUAAGAAGGCACACAAACAUCACAAGCACGGGAAGCACUCCUCCUCCUCCUCCUCUUCCUCCUCUUCCAGCAGUGACUCUGACUGAACGCAGGGCCUGGAGCCUCCUCCCCUCAAGCCUCACCAGCUCCACUCCCACCAAGCUUCAGCUGUCAUCUUGUAUUGAGGGGAAUUAACCCUCUGCUCCCUGCCCCACUCCUACCUGUGCCUUCCCACGCUGUGUGGUCCUAGCUAUCUAGGGAGAAUGAGAAGGUGAUUGCCAAGGGCUAGCAAAAGCUGCCUUCACCCUGCUUGAUGUUAUCAUAGAGGUCAAUGGAGGAACUGUCUUUUGAAGAUGGUGAGACCUCUGAGCUAAAUGGGAAGUACCAUUUUAAGAUCUGCACCAUGUGGGGUGUUUUUUUUUUUUUUUUUUUUUUUUUUUUUUUUUUUUUUUCCACUUUCUUUUGUAACACUUGUGACUUGGGUUUGUGGCAGUCUGUGACGAAAAGCCUGUACUUUUGUAAUGGCGGCACACGUGAGUGAUUUAAUGGCGACUGUAUUUCCCACAGGCCUUAUUGAUCGCUGUAACUGUUGCGUUGCUGGGAGGUGCAGUCCCUUUACUUGAUGGGCUCUUUUGAAACCUGACUUAUUCCUUAGUUCAGUAUGUUAUCUCAGAUGGCUCUAAGUCCAAAUAAAAGCUACUCUCCCAGCAGA